CGGGGACCACCCUCCGGGAGGGCUAGAGGUGGGGUGCUCGGAAACGGAGGCACUUCCGGCGCCCAGUCUCGACGGCUCCCGCUGGGGCUGUGCCCAUUACCCAGAGCGCGCGACUGAGACUGAGAGACAGCGUCGUGUUCGAGGCCACCCAGCUCCAUCCCUGCCCUGAGCAGCUUCCAGGCUUGGGGGUGACAGAACUGCUACGGACUCGCGCCCGCCUCCUCCCCUCCCCCGCCGCCGUUUCCCCGGCCACUUGCAGUGGGAUUAAGGCUGGGGAAAGGGACGACGGGCUGGGGGAGCCCAGAAGGGGGCGCGGGAGGGCUUCUUGGAGGAGGCGGCAUUGCGCUCUGUCUGUUCUCUCUUACUUUCACAUCCAAGCAACCAGCCUGCUGAGGGAUGCCCAAGAAGUUCCAGGGCGAGAACACCAAGUCUGCAGCGGCCCGGGCACGGAGGGCUGAGGCCAAGGCGGCAGCUGAUGCCCGGAAGCAGAAGGAGCUGGAGGAUGCCUACUGGAAGGAUGAGGACAAACACGUCAUGAGGAAGGAACAGCGCAAGGAGGAGAAGGAGAAGCGGCGCCUGGAGCAGCUGGAGCGAAAGAGGGAGGCCCAGCGCCUGCUGGAGGAGGAGGAUUUGAAGCUCAAGGGCAGCAAGGCCCCCCGGGUGGCCGUGUCCAACAAGGUCACCCGUGCCCAGAUUGAGGAGACCCUCCGCCGAGACCAUCAGAACAAGGAAGCCCCAGAAUCAGCUGAGAAAGCCAAGAGCCACUUGGAGGUGCCUCUGGAGGAAAAUGUGAACCGCCGUGUGUUAGAGGAGGGCAGCAUUGAGGCGCGCACCAUUGAGGAUGCUAUCGCAGUGCUCAGUGUAGCAGAGGAGGCGGGAGACAGGCACCCCGAGCGCCGCAUGCGAGCAGCCUUCACCGCCUUUGAGGAGGCGCAGCUACCCCGGCUCAAGCAAGAAAACCCCAACAUGCGGCUGUCGCAACUGAAACAGCUGCUCAAGAAGGAGUGGCUGCGCUCACCAGACAACCCCAUGAACCAGCGGGCUGUGCCCUUCAACACUCCCAAGUGAGCCCGACUGGGGAAACCGCUCCAUGGGAGGUCAGGGUUGUGAGCCGGCACCCCUCGGUUGGUCAGCUCCGAGGGUUACAGAGAGGGUGAGGGUUACAGAGAGGUCCGGGAGCCUGGGCUUCUGUCCUGGGAGCUAAGGGGCAUCAUUGGCUGUGCCUCCUGCUGAGGGUCCCUGCUCCAAGUGACAUCCACCCCCUUCCUGCGUGCAGCCCAGGGCUAAGUGCCCAAUAAAGGCAGUCUGUGAGGCAAA
Hipposideros armiger (great roundleaf bat) is the source of this 1317-nucleotide messenger RNA. It is a transcript of the gene CCDC124, whose product is annotated as coiled-coil domain containing 124. The record is from RefSeq and is a predicted model, not a curated record. Gene Ontology annotation, molecular function: transcription coactivator activity. The coding region runs from base 397 to 1068 and encodes 223 amino acids. Gene Ontology annotation, cellular component: nucleus. Gene Ontology annotation, biological process: transcription by RNA polymerase II. NCBI's taxonomy places the organism in Eukaryota, Metazoa, Chordata, Mammalia, Chiroptera, Hipposideridae. The transcript has 5 exons.